Messenger RNA from Andrographis paniculata, 2123 nucleotides. RefSeq names its product trihelix transcription factor GTL1. The transcript has a single exon. NCBI's taxonomy places the organism in Eukaryota, Viridiplantae, Streptophyta, Magnoliopsida, Lamiales, Acanthaceae. Bases 113 to 1480 code for a protein of 455 amino acids. The record is from RefSeq and is a predicted model, not a curated record.
CAGAACAGAAACCACAAAACCAUGGGCAAUAGCAAUAGGCAGUUUUGGUGCGCUGCCCAACUGAUCCAAAACCAGCUGCUCCUUCCCCCUCCUUCGCCCACCUUAUACUCUCAUGCCUUUCUUCAAAUCAAAUCCCCAUUUCAUUACUUACACAUAUAUAUAUAAAUCUAUAUUCACACCAUUCAUUUUGAUUGAUUCAUUCAUUGUUGGAAUGGAAGCUACUAACGGUAUCCAUGGCGGAAUGUAUAAUUCUUCCAAUGCGCAACCGCCGCCGGGGUUGAUCGGACUGGAAAUGUCGCUCCACCACAACCGACCGCCGCCGCCGCAAAAUCCCCAAUCGAGGUAUCCGUACGGCGGCGGCGGAGGAGGAGCCAAUUCGAAGACGAAAACCCAGCCGCAGGCCCUGACGCUGAGCGACGACGACGAGCCUGGCGGCGGCGGCGGAUUCACGGCGGAGAACAGCGCCGACGACGGCGCCGGCGCCAGAAAAAACAACAACAAUGCCUCCCCCUGGCAGAGGAUGAAGUGGACGGACAACAUGGUCCGCCUCCUCAUCAUGGUCGUCUUCUACAUCGGCGACGAAGUCGCCGUCGCCGACCCCCCCGCCGCCGACAAGAAAAAAGGCGGCGGCGCCGCCCUGCAGAAAAAAGGAAAAUGGAAAUCGGUGUCGAGGGCGAUGAUGGAGAGAGGAUUCUACGUGUCCCCGCAGCAGUGCGAGGACAAAUUCAACGACCUCAACAAACGCUACAAACGCGUCAACGACAUCCUCGGAAAAGGCACGGCCUGCCGCGUCGUCGAGGAUCAGUCAUUACUCCACGCCAUGGACCAUCUCUCCCCCAAGCUCAAGGAAGAAGUCAAAAAGCUCUUAAACUCCAAACACCUCUUCUUCCGGGAAAUGUGCGCCUACCACAACAGCUGCGCCCACGCCGCCCCACCGGAGGCGGCCGCGGCACCGGCCCCUCCCGCCGCCUGCCUACAUUCAUCCGAAACCACUAAAGAAGACGACGACGACAAUGACAACGAAGAAGAUAGCGACGAAAAUGACGAUAACGAGGACGAAGAUGAUGAAGAAGAGGUGCCGAGGAAGAGGGCCAGGAAGGGAACGGCGGCGGUGGAGCGGCUGAGGGGGGAGGUGGCGGCGGUGUGGGAGGACGGCGGGAGAACGGCGGCGGAGAAGAUGCAGUGGAUGAGGGGGAAGCAGAUGCAGGUGGAGGAGCAGAGAAUCGGGCUGCAGUCGAGGUCGAUGGAGCUCGAAAAGCAGCGGCUGAAAUGGCUGAGGUUUAGCAGCAAGAAGGAGAGGGAGAUGGAGAAGGAGAAGCUGGGGAAUGAGAGGCUGAAGCUGGAGAAUGAGAGGAUGGCGUUGAUGCUGAGGCAGAAAGAGCUCGACAUUGUCAACGUCGUGGAUCUUCAUCGCCAUUACCAUAGCAGCAGCAGCAGCAGGAGGGCUGUUGAUCAUCAUCCAUCUUCCAUUACAGGAUAAUUAGUAGUAGUAAUGUUAGAGCAGAAUUUAAGAAUGUAGCAAGGAACGAAAUAACCAACGCAACGCUUACUUACGAGGAGAUGCGUCUUUAUUACAGCCAAGAUUUGAUUUGAUAGAUCCAUCAUCACGGACAAAAGGCAAAACAGGAUUGGUCGAUUCGGAUAAAUCGUCGAAUAAGUAGCAGUAAUAAACACAUCGAAUUCGGGUAAGAAACUAACUGCAGACAACAGAUGGAUGGAUGGAUGGAGGUUUUAAUCCUCGAGCUCGAUGAUCUUCACGACGGAGGCGUCUCCGACUUUCUGGCACACGACGACGCGGUCGUGUGGCUUGAUGACUCCCGAGGCUUUUCCGUGGUCGAGCGCGACUUUGAGGACCGACUCAUUGGAUGCAUUCUUGGACUCGGCCUGUAAGAUAGAGCCGGUGAGGAAUCGACCAUUAGUGAACGGAACAAAGCUAAUCCGGCGAAAGGAAUUGCGUACUUACAGGAUGUCGGGGAUCGGCGAGCAACGGGAAAAGGCCACGUACGACGAGUGAUUGUCUAGCCUGAUAUGCGGAGAAGUUCCAUUAGAUCAUCAAAGCUUAUGUAAUAAUAUGUAUUCAACAUUGAAUAUCUUUACAGACUCAGAUUCACGACUUUUUCAUA